Messenger RNA from Vicugna pacos (alpaca), 977 nucleotides. It is a transcript of the gene MS4A5, whose product is annotated as membrane spanning 4-domains A5. The record is from RefSeq and is a predicted model, not a curated record. Gene Ontology annotation, biological process: cell surface receptor signaling pathway. Gene Ontology annotation, cellular component: plasma membrane. Lineage: Eukaryota; Metazoa; Chordata; Mammalia; Artiodactyla; Camelidae.
AUGAAUUCAAACACUGCACACAACCCUGUGUUUCUGGUAUUUCCUCCAGAGAUCACUGUUCCCGAAUUUCAGUCAACGGACCAUACAGCCACAACCUAUGACUCUAUUAUGCCCUUUCCAAAACGACUUACUAAAAAAAUGAAAAUCUUAGGGACUAUCCAGAUCCUGUUCGGACUGAUGAACUUUUCUUUUGGAAUCAUUUUACUUUUCACCUUUGAAAACCCAUACCCAAGGUUCCCCUUCAUAUUUGUUUCAGGAUAUCCAUUCUGGAGCUCCGUUCUGUUCAUUAAUUCUGGAGCUUUUCUAGUUGCACUGGAAAGAAAAACCACAGAAACUCUGGUGACGAUGAGUCGAACCAUGAACUGUCUCAGUGCCCUGGCAGCAACAGCUGGAAUCAUUCUCCUCACAUUUGGUUUCAUUCUAGAUCAGCACUACUUUUGUGGCUAUUCUGAAGAAGCCAGUCAGUGUCAGGCAAUUACCACCCUAUUCAUUGGAAUUUUGAUUAUGCUGAUGGCCUUCAGCAUUAUUGAACUAGUCAUUUCUCUGUCUUUCUCGAUUUUGAGGGGAAACGUUAACGGUAGUGACUAUUGUGAGGAAUGCUGUUGAAUAGCACUGCAAGAAUAAAGAUGUGUUAUAAUAUUAUUGAGCGAUGAGUUAUGCUUGUGAGGAAAAGCCAAGAGGAACAUAAUCUUGAGGCUGGCGAUUCUUGGAGGCAAAGAGAAGUGACUCAAGGGAGUGGGGUCUGGAAACAUUGUAGCUGAUAAAACACAUCGUGCCUCUUGGCAGCGCCAUCUCCUCCUCUCCCCAAAUCACACAGUCUCCGUGGUGUCAACUCCUCUGUUAGUCAUGCAUUCACUGAAGAAAAGGACAGCACUGUAGGGUUGGUUGUCACUGUCCAAACAGAGAAAUGAACGAAAGCCCAGCACAUGGAUGGAGAGACCAGGUCCAAGACACCUCCUGCUAAUUCUCCAAGAGAC